This is a messenger RNA of Adineta steineri, 2136 nucleotides long. Lineage: Eukaryota; Metazoa; Rotifera; Eurotatoria; Adinetida; Adinetidae. The record is from the annotation of a GenBank genome assembly.
AUGAUCCUAAAACAUUAUUUUAUUAUUUUAUUGUUUAUUAAUAAUGUAUCAUCCAAGUCAAAAUUUACACUUGAUGAAUUUUUUAAUUAUACUACUUUUACAUCUUUAACUGUUGCACCUGAUGAUGGUCAAUCAAUUCUUAUUCAAACAUUACAUCGUAUAUGGGAUCGAAAUAUUAAUGAAGAACAUCUAUAUUUACAUACAUUAUCAGAUAACAACAAAAAAUUAAUAACAACACAGGGAAGUAGUUUUAAACCGAAAUGGAAAGGUGACUUGAUUGCCUUAAUACUUACAAGUAAUUCAACAAAUCGAGCUAAGAAAGUCAAAACAUCUGACGAAGUACAAUAUAUUCAUAUUUAUUCGAUUAGUACAGAUCAACUAGUUCCUCUUAUGAUAGGUAAAGAAUCUAUUCAUACGUUCAUUUGGUCGACAACAUCGAUGAGUAUUUAUUUUGCAACUCGUACUCCAUGGUCAGAAGAAGAUGAAGAAACAUAUAAAAACGAAUGGAAAGAUGUUAUACAAUACCGUGAACAAUAUCGAGGUGACACUAUCUAUCGAGCUGAUCUUGAAAAUAUGACAUUAACAAGAAUAGUACCAUUGGUCAAUAUCUCAUAUCGUGUUAAUGAAUUGAUUUGUUCACCUGAUGGAAAACAAUUAAUAUAUUCGACAAAACCAGCAUCAUCGAAUUUAGAACGUAUACACGAUUAUGAACUAUUUUUACUCGAUUUGACAAAUCCUUCGUUAUCGAAUCCAUUAAAAUUAACAAAUAAUUCAGCAAUUGAAGAAAAUUUAAAAUGGUCUAUUGAUGGUUUGGUUUUUUUUACAGUUACCGGUAAAGGAUCAGUCGACAGUGAAUAUGAAGAUAGUCAAGGACGACUUUAUCAUAUAAAUAUUAGUAACUAUCGAAUUGAACGUUGGGCAAAUCAAUUCAAAGGACAAGUAAAUGAUUACAUUCUAUUAGAAGGUGGACGACAAGGUGUAGUUAUACUCGGUCAAUUAAGUACCGAAACUCAACUUUAUAAACAACAAUCAUUCAGUUCAGAAUUAAUUAAACAAAAUGGAUGGAAUGGAACUUAUGAAAAUAUUGCUACAGCUUCUAGUGGUAAUAGUUCAACAAUUGUUUUCAUUCAUUCAUCGUAUGAACAACCUCAGGAAGUAUAUUUCAUUAAUAAUAUUGAUCAAUUAAAUAUAGCUUUACCAGUAACUAGCGAAAAUAAAUUAUUUACUAAACGAAAUCUACCUAAAGGCAAAUCAUAUCGAUGGAUAAAUAAAGAUGAUAAAAUGGAAAUUGAAGGAAUUCUUUUAUAUCCACCAGAUAAAUUUGAAGAGAAAAAUUUACCAUUAUUCGUUCUUAUUCAUGGUGGUCCCUACGAAGCAGAUACAAAUAGUUUUCGUCUUGAUUGGUACUAUUGUGCAGCUAUGAUGGCUACUGAAGGUUGGCUUGUUCUACAACCUAACUAUCGUGGAUCAACAGGUUAUGGUGAUGAAUUUUUGCGAAGUAUUCGAUAUCAAAUUGUGUCUAGACCAGCUAAAGAUAUUUUAUAUGGUGUCGAUGCAUUAAUACACGAUGGUAUUGCUGAUUAUACGAAACUUACCAUUGGCGGAUACAGUUACGGUGCGUAUCUAACAAAUUGGAUUAUUACACAAACAACUCGAUUUAAUGCUGCUCUUUCUGGUGCUGGUGCGUCUGAACAUGUUGCUGAUUGGGGAUUAACUGACAUACCUUUAGCGAGUAUUUAUAUGUUCGGUGGAUUUCCAUGGCAAGUACCUCAUUUGUAUCAACAAGAAGCUGCUAUAUUUCAAAUUGAUAAAGUUCGUACACCCACACAUAUAGUGGUACCAGGCAGUGAUAUUCGUGUAGCAACAUCAGAGAAUUAUAUAUUAGAACGAGCAUUAAAUUCUCUCGAUAUUCUAACAAAACUUAUUGUAUUACCAGAUGAACCACAUCUUCUUGGAAAUAAUCCAUGGCAUGAAAAAAUUAAAUUACGAGAAGAAAUAAGAUGGCUACAAAAAUAUGGUCAUAUUUGUGUGUCUGCAUGUAAUGAAACUUUUAAUUCAGCUUCACAUCAUACUUACAUUCAAAUUCAUACAUUCACCUUUUUUCUAUUAGUUCUUCUUGCUUAUUUCAAAAAUUAA